UUCAUGUUUCUGGCGGGCCCUUUUAGCUCUAACUGUCGCCGGCGCGGCUCUGUUGCCCCGGAACCUCCGGGCCGAGCAGUAUGACGUCCGCUUUGGAAAACUACAUAAACCGAACUGUAGCUGUUAUUACUUCCGAUGGGAGAAUGAUCGUGGGAACACUGAAAGGCUUUGACCAGACCAUUAAUUUGAUUUUGGAUGAAAGCCAUGAACGAGUAUUUAGCUCAUCACAGGGAGUAGAACAAGUGGUACUAGGGUUAUACAUCGUAAGAGGUGACAAUGUUGCAGUCAUUGGAGAAAUUGAUGAAGAGACCGAUUCAGCACUUGAUUUGGGGAAUAUUCGAGCAGAACCUCUGAACUCUGUAGCACACUGAGGAAGAACUACAUACACUGGACACCUGUAAAUCUUUGUAUAGAAACUGAUUAUUCUGAGGAUGGUGGGAGUGUGGAAUUUUUAUGAACAUGUAAUUGUGAUUCAUUGUAAUAUGUAAAUUAAAAUAUUUCUACCUUUAAUUGAAAAAAAACUUUUUUUUUGCUUCUGUCAUGUUUGGUAGCUUGGUUUAUUUUUGUAUUAAAUACUAUGAAAAUCUAAUGGUAACUUUGAAAACUUUUGGAAAGAAAUCGGUACUUUCUUUAAUUUUAAUUGAAAUUUAUGGAAAACUAGUUGAAAAGAGAACUUUGUAUGCCAUAAAGCAUUCUAGUAGAACUGGUGGUUCAGGAUGUUAGUUUCUCUUUUUUUAAAAAAGUCACAGGAGUGUAAAUUGUACAGUUACCUGAACUUUAGGCAUUUAUCUGCACAGCACUGGUGGUGCUUUGCCAGUGCUUUUGAAAGUAGAUCCCUAGCACUUAAAGGCUCGAGUAAAAAUGUGUGGUUCAGAAAAAGAAAAAUGCUAACACAGUUUUAAUACUUUUGGGGGUCCAAAAUAGAGAGCUGAAUAUUAAGGAUGAUUAGGAAGGAUAGGAUUGAGGAGGAAGGUAUUUUUAGAAUCUUUGGAUGCCCAAUAAGUGAGACAUGAAAGUAAUAUGAACACAUUCUUGACUUUAAUGAACAGUAUGUGACUUGAAGAGAUUGAGUCUAUGUAAUUGUCUUAAAAGCCCUCAUAGCUUUUAAUUUUUAAUACUUGGAAGAGUUUUGGGACCAGCGUUAUGGUGUACCAAGUAAAGCUGCCAUUUGUGAUGCUGGCAUCCUGAUUGGGCUGCACUUCCAAUCCACCUCUGCUAAUGGCCUGGGAAAAGCAGCAGAAGAUAGAUGGCCCAUGUGUUUGGGCCCUGCCAUUCAAGUGGGAGACCAGGAUGAAUUUCCUGGCUUCUGACUAGCCUGGCCCAGCCCUGACCAUUGUGGCCAUCUGGGGAGUGACCCAGUACAUGGAAGAUAACUCUGUAUGCCUCUCUAAUUCUGUCUGCUCCCCACCCAUGCCAACUCCCCAUUGCCCCCAUAAUUGACUUUCAAAUUAAAAAAAAAUCUUAAAAAUUGGGGAUUUUCUAAUAUUAAAGGUGUUGUUUAUAAAUGUGAGUAAAUAAACCUUACAUGUACAUUGAAA
This is a messenger RNA of Lepus europaeus (European hare), 1538 nucleotides long. It is a transcript of the gene LSM8, whose product is annotated as LSM8 homolog, U6 small nuclear RNA associated. The record is from RefSeq and is a predicted model, not a curated record. Bases 81 to 371 code for a protein of 96 amino acids. Lineage: Eukaryota; Metazoa; Chordata; Mammalia; Lagomorpha; Leporidae. Gene Ontology annotation, cellular component: U4/U6 x U5 tri-snRNP complex; U6 snRNP; precatalytic spliceosome. Gene Ontology annotation, biological process: mRNA splicing, via spliceosome. Gene Ontology annotation, molecular function: RNA binding. The transcript is spliced from 4 exons.